Messenger RNA from Choloepus didactylus (southern two-toed sloth), 434 nucleotides. RefSeq names its product prothymosin alpha-like. Gene Ontology annotation, molecular function: histone binding. Gene Ontology annotation, cellular component: nucleus. The record is from RefSeq and is a predicted model, not a curated record. The transcript has a single exon. NCBI's taxonomy places the organism in Eukaryota, Metazoa, Chordata, Mammalia, Pilosa, Megalonychidae. Gene Ontology annotation, biological process: positive regulation of transcription by RNA polymerase II; negative regulation of apoptotic process. Bases 120 to 434 code for a protein of 104 amino acids.
UCCCGCAGCCACCUCCACCGUGCGCUGCCACCACCGCGGACCCAGCCGUUUCAUCGCUAGAGCCCCCAACUCUCGCUUUCUUUCUAAUCCGUUAAAUCAGAUCACCAGGGUGCCCCAGCAUGUCAGACGCAGCCGUGGAUACCAGCUCCCAUAUCACCACCAAGGACUUAAAGGAGAAGAAGGAAGUUGUGGAGGAGGCGGAGAACGGAAGAGAUGCACCUGCUAAUGAGAACACUAACAAAGAAAAUGGGGAACAGGAGGCUGACAAUGAGGUGGAUGAAGAAGAGGAAGAAGGUGGAGAGGAAGAGGAAGAUGAGGUAGAAAGAGAUGGGGAGGAAGAGGGUGGAGAUGAAGAUGAGGAGGCUGAGGCCGCUACGGGCAAGUGGGCAGCUGAAGAUGAGGAGGAGGAGGAUGUGGACACCGAGAAGCAAUAG